Molecule: messenger RNA, 1833 nt
Organism: Symbiodinium necroappetens
Lineage: Eukaryota; Dinophyceae; Suessiales; Symbiodiniaceae
Source: the annotation of a GenBank genome assembly
AUGAAGCUGUCACCCGGUUGCCAAGAUGCGCAUGUGUCAUCUUUAUACUCAUAUAGGAAUUCGGCUGGAUGUGACCUCGGCAUGGCUGGGGAGACUCAAAAUGAUGAGCGCUCAGACGACGACGAGGCUGCUGAUGAUACGCUGCGGAAAAGGCUGUCAGCUGCGUUUGAAGAGGUGGCCACACCUUCACCUGGACGACUCACCGUCACCCCUCCAACCCGCCAUCCGCAGUGUCCGAGCCUCACCCCAAGCGCAGACAAGCCCAGACGGCCACAAGCAGGCCCCCCUUCGGAGUCGGAGAUCUUCAUGAAACUUCAGCUGCAGCAAAUGCAGGAAGCCAUGCAAGCGCAAAGUCUGCUGUUAGCACAAUUGACACAACAAUCAGUUGCUGCAGCAGCCGGCAAUGCCAGCAAUACCGUGCCACCUGCUACACGUGCCGCAACAAACGGAACCCCGGCCCCGGAACCGUCCAAGCCAAGCCCAGCCAAAGCCCCGAAAGCUGCCGCAGCUCCGAAGAGGAGUCCAACUAAAAAGGCAAGCCCCGAGAAGGACACUGCAAACAAGCAAGGAAAGGAAGCAAAUGCCGAUGACGACAGCAGCGCGGCCAUUAUCACUCCGGACGGCACCCCUGAGGACUGCAAGAUCCACGCGAAGAUGAAGGAGACAUCGAAGAUACGACGUUCCGAUUUGGACAAGCAAACCCGUGCUACCGAGGAGGCCGGCGAAUCGACCGGGCACCUUGCGCUCAAGGACUUCGAUGCUCCUCUCGGCCUGGACAUGGAGGGCGCUGCUGCAGCAGAGCAGUCGGCAAGUGGUGAUGUUGCCAAGGUCAAGUCUGAGAUCAACCGCUACCUGACGCAGGUUAAUGGUAAAAUCGAUUCCAUUGUCAAAAUGAUGGGCCAGCUUGUGCCACCGUACAACCCCGAUCCCAACGAGCAAACCGGAAUGCUUCACGAUGAGCUUGAGGCAGUCAGGAAGGAGCUCGAGGUGCAGCACGGCAAGCUUGCUUGCCUACUCGGGUCUUUGGGGAUGGAGGACGUGGAUGACACGGGGAUCCAAAAGGCAAAGCUGGACUUCGUUGCUUUGCGGGAGGCUGCUGCAGAAGCAGAAGCAUCCGUGACCCCGCAAAGGGCCAAGGCGAAGGCGAGAUGCUGCACGUUGGUGGCAGAGCCUCUGAAAGAGAUACCGGAGGCUUCUGUUGAUUAUCCAAUGAUUCGAGCUACUGACUUCAUACAUCUCAUCGAUGAGCAGCACUUCUGGACUAGGCUUAUCGGGCAAAGCAGCUUUUCUGUCGGUUGCCAAAUGAUGGCCGAUUUCUGGGCUCGCUACAGAAUCAUCUUCCCUGACUACGAGCUCUUUACGAGAGCAGAUCGUAAUGAGGUUGACUUAAACCGGUGCCUGCCAUGCCUCAUUCAUGGCGAUGAAGGUACGCAUUACAAGAGGUCGGGGAUAAUGAUAGUGCAAUGGCAGUCCGUAUUUGGAAAGGGUACGAGCUUGCUGGGCCGGGAAGCUUUUGCUGAUCGCUUGCUGGGCGAAAGCAACGCCAAAGCUUUUGUUAAUCAGCGAGGAGUUACUUUCACAACCCGUUUCCUUCUGGGCGUUCUCCCCAAGGACCUUCCUAUUGAGGACUACGCCCAGACCCCGGAGGUGCUGGACCAGUUCUUUGCACAUAUCGUGGAGGCUACGGCUGGAAAGCUGCAGCGGACAUUCCGCCAGGGUCCCAAGGCGGCCUCAUCUUCCAAACCGGGCAAGGGCCUAUGCCAUUAUUGUUUGGCAGGAAGGGAAGGAUAUGAUUGGGAAGAUAUGAUUUUCAGCUGCACGUUCAUGUCUUAA